UCGAUACGCAGUUGUCCAAAAAUGAGCUAAGACUUAAUAAAGAGCCCAGUCAUGUCCCAAAAUGAUUCUGAUGAUGUUCGCAGCACCGCUCAGCUGCUGCUCACAAAUGCGAGACACAGCGGUGUUCCCUACCAUAUUCCAUAUGAUAUGUCUCGGGCGCACGCCAUUAAUUUGUUUACGGAUGAGUUCCUAGGCGGCUAUUCCCAGGAUGGACGAAUGUCGGUGGUGCGAAGAUUCUUUUGCCUCUUUGUUACAUUCGAUUUGUUGUUUGUAUCGCUACUUUGGCUCAUUUGCAUAGUUAUUGGUGGCGAUAAUAUAUUCCAGGCCUUUCAGAAACAAGUUAUGCACUAUACCAUAUAUACAUCACUCUUUGAUGUUGUUGCCACAGCGCUUUGUCGUUUCAUCGUCCUAAUUUUCUUCUAUGCAUUGUUGUAUAUAAAUCAUUGGUCGAUCAUUGCACUUUCUACCAGUGCCUCAUGUCUGUUUCUCAUCACCAAAGUGUUUUUCUAUGAUUGGGUGCACUCCAAGCAACAAGUCUUCGAUGUCAUACUCAUUAUAACCUCCUUCAUUCUGGCCUGGGGCGAGGCUUGGUUUCUGGAUUGCCGUGUUAUACCACAGGAACGUCAUGCCCGCCGUUAUUUUGCUGCCGCGAGCUCAACCGAUCGCGCAGCAUUGACGCAGCCAACGAUUUUGGCUGAACGUGAGCGCCCAGAUCAGAGUGUUACUGAUUUUUAUUCACCCUUGGAUACGGCUCACCAUUCGGACGAGGAGGAUGAACAGGACGAGGAGUACAAUCAAAUGGGCUUAGAUUGCCUCCUCAAGGCAUAUGAGCUUAUCGAGUCCGCAGAUUGGAAGAUGGAAAAAGUUACUCCCAAGGGCGAUACAAUCUACAGCACGCAGCGCGAAAAAAUUGGCAAGAUUUAUAAAUUAACGGCACGCCUGAAGUAUCCAGCAAAAGCGCUUAUGGAGGAGCUCUUCUAUCGCAUUGAGGAUGUGACCAAGUGGAAUCCAACUUUAUUAGAGUCCAGAAUUGUGCGAAAAAUCAAUUCGUAUACCGACAUUUCGUAUCAAGUUUCUGUUGGCGGCGGCGGCGGCAUGGUCAAGAGUCGCGAUUUUGUUAACUUGCGUUCGUGUCGUUUAAUUUACAAUGGUAAAAUCUGCAAUGAUGAUGAGGCGGCUAAGCUAAGCAGUGAGGAUGAAGACGAUAAUUCUUUGAACCGUUCUUGUGAGGGCAGCGUAACCACAAUAUCGGACAAUGAAUCACAUACACCACAAUUUGGGAGUGUUGCCAAUAGUUAUCGCAGCAAAUUUUUUGGCCAGAGCUCGUUGCCGCCAGCAGAGGUGGUAACAACCAAUACGACACCUACAGCACCCACCACAUCGGCAACACCCUACGACACAUUGAGUAAAAGUCUGGGUGCCAAAAGUUUGGGUGCUGCUUUGGUUUUUCCCGUGGAGCCACCGCCAUUGGAUGAUGAAUUUGAGGAUGCCAAAGAUCAGCCAGACAAUACGCCGUCCGUUGUGAAGAAACCAGACAGUUCGGUCGGCAAGACCAACAACAAGGUGUGGAUGAGCGCGGCAAUAAGCGUGGAAUAUCCAGCAAUAGCUGCGACUACCAAGUACAUAAGAGGCGAGAACAUUGUGUCGGGCUUUGCAUUUCGAGAAAUCAUUGGCAAAAAGGAUGGCUGCAUUUUGGAAUGGGUGCUCUGCCUGGAUCUCAAGGGCUACAUACCACGCUAUGUGCUAGAUGCAGCGCUUACCUCAACCAUGGUGGACUAUAUGAAAUACCUGCGCAAGCACGUAAACGAGCUGCGACAGCGUCGACGUCGCUGAUUGUAUAUAGUUUAAGACGAUAAAGUGAUAUGUCGUAUAUAUAAUGCUCUUGCAGCAUAUACUAAUUGUAUUCUACGUAAAAACUAAUUCUAUUCUAAUUGUAUCUCAAGCUGUAGUUAAGCCAUCGAAAAGUAAAAACAAACAAAGUGAAGUGCAUUCAUUGAUGAUAAGUUUAUUGAGUAUGUAUGUAUGCUAUAUUUAUAUAUGUGGUAGAUAUUGUAAGUUAUGUGUAUGGACGACUUAACUAAUACAUUUUAUACAAUGCUCUUUUA
Messenger RNA from Drosophila arizonae, 2105 nucleotides. It is a transcript of the gene Start1, whose product is annotated as Steroidogenic acute regulatory protein-like. Gene Ontology annotation, cellular component: endoplasmic reticulum-endosome membrane contact site; late endosome membrane; lysosomal membrane. Lineage: Eukaryota; Metazoa; Arthropoda; Insecta; Diptera; Drosophilidae. Gene Ontology annotation, molecular function: lipid binding. The record is from RefSeq and is a predicted model, not a curated record.